Pelecanus crispus (Dalmatian pelican) is the source of this 180-nucleotide messenger RNA. The record is from RefSeq and is a predicted model, not a curated record. NCBI's taxonomy places the organism in Eukaryota, Metazoa, Chordata, Aves, Pelecaniformes, Pelecanidae.
AUGUCUUGCUACGACCUGUGCUCCACCUCUGCCUGCGGCGUCUACCGCCCCCAGCCCCUCGCUGACAGCUGCAACGAGCCCUGCGUCCGCCAGUGCCCCGACUCCACGACUGUGAUCCAGCCGCCCCCCGUCGUCGUCACCUUCCCUGGCCCCAUCCUCAGCUCCUUCCCCCAGGAUUCG